Messenger RNA from Ananas comosus (pineapple), 1255 nucleotides. RefSeq names its product thioredoxin-like protein AAED1, chloroplastic. Gene Ontology annotation, molecular function: antioxidant activity. NCBI's taxonomy places the organism in Eukaryota, Viridiplantae, Streptophyta, Magnoliopsida, Poales, Bromeliaceae. The record is from RefSeq and is a predicted model, not a curated record. The transcript has 8 exons. The coding region runs from base 69 to 1025 and encodes 318 amino acids.
UGAAACAGAGCGAAGACGCGUGGAAGACUCUCAUCACAGUCUCACCGCUGCGUUUCCCGCCUCACGGAAUGGCCUUCUUCCCGGCUACGACGGUCACUCUCUUCCCUAAUACGGAAAAAAAGAGACGACGAGCGUUUCUAGGGUUAGGGUUAGGGCUAGGGUUUCCCCUCACGCGAAAUCGACAAUGGCGACCCACUCUCUCCACUCUCUCUCCCUCCUCCGCCCCUAUCGAUCUCCCCUCCUCUCUCCCCCACCGAAACCCUUCCCCACCCUUGUCUCUCCCGUGCGAAGCCUCCGCCGCCGCCGCUCCCCUCCGGCAAUCCACCCAGCUCCGGCGGCGUCGGCGGCGGCGGGAUCCGCUGCUUCCUCAUCGGGCUUUGAUUCGGCGGCCGUGGACGAUCUCGGCGACGUCGCCAUCUUCCCCGCAUCCACUGGGGAGCCCGUCUUUAUUAGAGACCUGUGGGAUCAGAACGAGGUCGAAUCCCCUUUCUUUCUCCAAUUUCUCUCCUUGGAUCUUCCAAUUUAUGUUGGGAAUGGCCGUAGUGGCACUUUUAAGGCAUUUUGGAUGUCCUUGCUGUUGGGAGCUUGCUUCUGUUCUGAGAGAUUCAAAGUCAAGAUUUGACUCGGCCGGAGUCAAACUAAUUGCAAUUGGUGUUGGUACUCCUGAUAAAGCUCGCAUUCUAGCUGAACGGCUUCCUUUUCCAUCGGAUUGCCUUUAUGCAGAUCCAGACCGCAAGGCAUAUGAUGUCUUAGGUCUAUACUAUGGUUUGGCCCGUACAUUCUUCAAUCCGGCCAGUGCUAAGGUAUUUUCGAGAUUCGAGUCUCUUAAGAACGCAGUGAAGAACUACACAAUUGAAGCCACUCCUGAUGACAGGGCCAGCGUCCUGCAGCAGGGCGGUAUGUUUGUAUUUAAGGGAAAGGAAUUGUUAUACGCGAGGAAAGACGAAGGCACAGGCGAUCAUGCUCCUUUAGACGAAAUCCUGGACAUAUGCUGCAAAGUUCCUGUUGCAGGAAAAAUUGAUUAAAAUAUAGAUAUAGUUUAUUUGUUAUUCAUUAUUUGAGAGCUCAGAGUUUGUACCAGUAAUAUGGUAAGUAUAUGUAAUACCAGUAAUUUUGUGUUUUUGCAUUGCACACGUAAAAUUAUUCACUGGCCAAUGAUCUGAUAAUUAUUGUCUAUGAAGAGUACUUGUGCAUAUUGAUUUGAUCAUAAUUUGAUAGGAAUAAUUAUUCAUUGGCCCAUUUGAUAUUAAUCAUC